CCUUGUCAGCUAUCCCCCUCUAGUGCCGAGCAUCCCGCACAGAUGCGCGCAGUCCUCCCACCGUAGCCGCCGCUUCAGCCGCUCCUCGCCAGCGUCCCGACCCUUCCUCUCUCCUCGCCGCCUCCCCGCCCCCCCCGCUGCUGCACGGGGAGCCAGCAGAGCCGCCGACGGGAUCUCACGAGUCCGUCACGAAGCGCGCCUCGGACGCGCACUAGAUUAAUAGGGACAUCCUAGCGCAUCCGUCGCCCAGUCCGACAGCGGCGACUGAAGCGCGGCCGUAAAGUUGCUUGGAUGUAAUUGUUUCCCGCCUAGUGUGAAAUUUUAUUUUUGGCUUUAUUUUUUUUUCUCCCCCCGGACUUUAGCCGAAUUCCACGCGUUCCACUCCUCGCCUUCGCCUGCAGGUAAAGGAUGGACCAGCCGACAGUUCUCUCCAACCGAGAACAAAUGUGAGAACCAGCACCGGUGCCGCGCCGCUCUCUGACCACCUCACCUCAGACAGAGACCGAGGCUGCAGCAAACAUGAGUUCUGGGAACCGAUUUUCGCUCGUCUCACUUUUUCUUGGGAUUGCCCUCUGUCGCCUCACCCACGGCAACCAAGUUGUGCUGCUGGAUACGACGUCUGUGCUCGGAGAGCUCGGAUGGAAGACCUAUCCCAUCAACGGGUGGGACGCCAUCACUGAGAUGGAUGAGCACAACCGGCCCAUUCAUACUUUCCAGGUCUGCAAUGUGAUGGAGCCCAACCAGAACAACUGGCUUCGUUCCAAUUGGAUCUCUCGACAGGCGGCGCAAAAGAUCUACGUGGAGCUUCGCUUCACUUUGCGUGACUGCAACUCCAUCCCUUGGGUGUCCGGCACCUGUAAGGAGACCUUCAACCUCUUCUACCACGAGACCGACGAGGCUCACGGGGUCAAAUUCAAGCCUGCGCAGUACACAAAGAUUGACACAAUCGCUGCUGAUGAGAGCUUCACUCAAAUGGACCUCGGAGAUCGCAUCCUGAAACUAAACACCGAGGUGCGAGAGGUGGGACCCAUCACCAGGAAGGGCUUCUAUCUGGCCUUCCAGGACAUUGGCGCCUGCAUCGCCUUGGUGUCGGUGAAGGUUUACUACAAAAAGUGUCCGUUCACGCUGAGGAAUCUAGCCUCGUUUCCAGACACGGUGCCUCGUGUGGAUUCUUCCUCGUUGGUGGAGGUGAGGGGGGCAUGCGUCGACCACGCUGAAGAGAGAGACACCCCCAAACUCUUCUGUGGCGCCGAUGGCGACUGGUUGGUUCCCUUGGGAAGAUGCGUCUGCAGUGUGGGGCAUGAGGAGAUUGAUGGCUCCUGUGUUGCGUGCCACCCAGGCUUCUACAAGGCAUAUGCAGGAAACAUCAAGUGUUCAAAGUGCCCUCCACACAGCUUCAGCUACGGAGAGGGAGCAGCUAUCUGUCGCUGCGAGAAGAGCUUCUUCAGGGCCGACAAAGAUCCUCCCACUAUGGCUUGUACUCGUCCCCCGUCUCCUCCCCGUAACUUAAUGUUCAACCUGAACGACACCUGUCUGAUGCUGGAGUGGUCCCCUCCCAGCGACACCGGGGGCCGCCGGGACCUCACCUACAACGUCCAGUGCAAGCGCUGCGGCCCGGAGCCCGAGCGGUGCCAGCUGUGCGAGGAGGAGCUGCGCUUCCUGCCGCGGCCGCUGGGCCUCACCAACGCCACCGUCGCCGUCGUGGACUUCUCGGCGCACGCCAACUACACCUUCGAGAUCGAGUCGCUCAACGGCGUGUCGGACCUGAGCUCGUUCCCGCGCCAGGUCGCCGUCAUCACCAUCAGCACCGACCAGAGCGGUCCAUCUUUGGUUGGAGCCCUGAAGAAGGACUGGGCGUCUCCCAACAGCAUCGCUCUCUCCUGGCAGCAACCUGAGCAAACAGCACUGCCCAUCCUUGAUUAUGAGAUCAAAUAUUACGAAAAGGAACACGAGCUGCUGAGCUACUCAUCCACCCGCACCAAGGCUCCCAGCGUGAUCAUUUCAGGUUUAAAACCAGCGGCCUGGUACGUCUUCAGCGUCCGCACCCGCACGCCAGCUGGGUACAGCUCCUACUCCCCCAAGUAUGAAUACGAAACUACAGGGGACUCAUCAGACAUGGCUUCCGAUCAAGGCCAGGUUCUGGUCAUCGUCACAGCAGCGGUCGGUGGCUUUACCCUCCUCGUCAUCCUCACCCUCUUCCUCCUCAUCACCGGAAGGUGUCAGUGGUACUUUAAAGCCAAGAUGACGUCCGAGGAGAAAAGGAGGACCAGUUAUCAGAACGGACACGUUCCUUUCCCAGGUAUAAAGACCUAUGUGGACCCUGAUACGUAUGAGGACCCGACUCAGGCCGUCCAUGAGUUCACCAAGGAGAUCGAUCCAUCCAGAAUCCGCAUCGAGAGGGUGAUCGGCGCUGGUGAGUUUGGCGAGGUGUGCAGCGGGCGCCUAAGAACGCCGGGAAAGAAGGAGAUCGCCGUGGCGAUAAAGACACUGAAAGGCGGCUAUGUGGAACGCCAGAGGCGGGACUUCCUCCGCGAGGCAUCGAUCAUGGGCCAGUUUGACCAUCCCAACAUCAUCAGGUUGGAGGGAGUGGUCACCAAAAGCAGGCCUGUGAUGAUUGUGGUGGAGUAUAUGGAAAAUGGAUCACUGGACUCCUUCCUGAGGCAACACGACGGUCACUUCACUGUCAUCCAGUUGGUCGGCAUGCUGCGCGGCAUCGCCUCGGGCAUGAAGUACCUGUCAGACAUGGGCUACGUUCACCGGGACCUGGCGGCGCGCAACAUCCUGGUCAACAGCAACCUGGUGUGUAAAGUGUCAGACUUCGGCCUGUCGCGGGUCCUGGAGGACGACCCGGAGGCUGCGUACACCACCACGGGCGGCAAGAUCCCCAUCCGAUGGACGGCACCUGAGGCCAUCUCGUACAGGAAGUUCUCCUCAGCUAGUGACGCGUGGAGCUACGGCAUCGUCAUGUGGGAGGUCAUGUCGUACGGGGAGCGGCCGUACUGGGAAAUGUCUAAUCAGGAUGUGAUUCUGUCCAUCGAGGAGGGCUACCGGCUGCCGGCGCCGAUGGGCUGCCCCGUGGCCCUGCACCAGCUCAUGCUGCACUGCUGGCAGAAGGAGAGGAGCCAUCGGCCCAAAUUCACUGACGUGGUGUCUUUUUUGGAUAAACUGAUCCGCAACCCCAGCAGCCUGCUGCCUCUGGUGGAGGACAUUCAGAGUUUACCAGAGUCUCCGGGGGAGGACAUGGACUACCCGAUGUUCAUCUCCAUCGGCGACUGGCUGGACUCCAUCAAGAUGAGUCAGUACAAAAGCAAUUUCAUGGCAGCAGGCUACAACACGUUGGAUUCGGUGGCCAGGAUGAGCAUUGAAGAUGUGAGGCGUAUUGGGGUGGAGCUGAUCGGCCACCAGAGGCGGAUCACCAGCAGCGUACAGACCCUUCGUCUUCAGCUGCUGCACGAACAGGAGAAGGGUUUCCAUGUAUGAGGGCGCCCUUUAACACAACCUGGGUCGGACAGACAGACGGACCAGACGCAAGCGAAGUCUAGACCACGGGACAGACAGUCUACAGCCUGUGCCUGAGUCUGAAGCCCUCGAACAGGAGGGCAGUGGACAGACCUCCACAGCAGACUGGCCCCUGGUCUCCCUCACAUCCAGUAGUGACUUUUUUCUACUAUCCACCCCGUCCCCUCCUCCUGUCAGACUAUUAAAGCCUGAUAGACUUUACAGACUCUCCCAGGCCCUCGUUUAGGGGAAUGUAAUGCCUUGUUGCAGCAGCAGUACUUUGUGUGUGGAGCAACAAUAACUAGAGACGUAGAUUUGCAAAUAUAAUCUACUGAAGACUUUUCGUUCUUUUUUCUCCUUUUUGGUUGUGUUCUCGCUCCGAGUUAUGUGCUCAAGUAGCUGCUAUCAGGUGUGCAAUCGAAAUCGUUUUUUCUUUUUUGCCUUUUGAAAAAAGGAAAAGAAUCUAGCUUUAUUUUGGAGUUUGAUAAUUUAUCACGGAGGUAUUAUUCGCAUCGCUUUAGUUUACCCUCUCUCCAGAGAAUCUGGUACGCUAAUACUUGAAGAAAGAAGCGAAGCAGCAAGCUAUGGGGAUUUCUUGAAUGUUUAAAAGUGUAUAGAUAAUGAAUCAAUAAUUAUUAUCAUAAUCUAAUAUCUAUAUGUGUGCAGUCCUGUAUGUGAAAGCCCUAGUAAAUCUGGAUCUUAUUUAAAAUGUUUAAUUUAGAGAUUUGUAUCCAAAAUCAGCAAUACAGUAUUAUGCAGUCACCUCAGUAUCUCAGAGAGAGAAAAGAAAAGUGCAAUGAAAGAACUGUUGUUGGCAUAUACGUAAGCUUGAGGCUCACACAACAAACGCAUCCACCUGCUUUUCUUGUCAUAUGCUCAGCUUGCAAAACUGGAUAUGUUUGUUGCCUUCAGACGAAUAAGCAUCCAAGUGUGUUCUGACCGCUUCCAGCAGCCGGUGGACCCGUCGGCGCGCGAGCGGCCGGAUCCGUUUUUUAGUUUUAUCGAAUGUUAUGCGUUGCCUGAAAGUACACGACAAUAGCCACUGUCUUAACAUAUGAAUGUUCACAGAUCUUAGAUACUGUACAGAUAGGAGUUGUUUGAAUCAUGGGCUCAUCUGGUUCUUCAGAAGUCAUUUCAUUCAUAUCGCCGUUGUUGUUUUUGCCUGCGCACAUUAAUACAGUUUUGCACCAGUGGGACAAAGUGGAUGCGAGAUGCCAGAGCAGUAAUAAUCCACCUCAGAUGGAUCUCAGAUCCCUUAACUCUGUGCUGACAUUGUGGUCAUGUGAUGGUUGUGGGCAAGUCUGUGUACAUAAUUGUAGUUUGAAGUGAAAACUGUUGGAACUGCAUUAGAUGAUGUCAUGUAUAGCGAUGUUCACCAUUGAAACCAUGGUCAGGAUGUUCUGCAGAGUAGAACUAUUUAGAAGAGUUAGGGCAGCAGAAGUAGCUGAAACCGUGUCCGUGGAAACCGGCGAGGGGAGACAGUAGUGUUAGUUCAGGGGCAAAGCGAUUAA
Betta splendens (Siamese fighting fish) is the source of this 5009-nucleotide messenger RNA. RefSeq names its product ephrin type-A receptor 6-like. Gene Ontology annotation, cellular component: plasma membrane; neuron projection. Gene Ontology annotation, molecular function: protein binding; transmembrane-ephrin receptor activity; ATP binding. The record is from RefSeq and is a predicted model, not a curated record. Bases 520 to 3480 code for a protein of 986 amino acids. Lineage: Eukaryota; Metazoa; Chordata; Actinopteri; Anabantiformes; Osphronemidae. Gene Ontology annotation, biological process: cell surface receptor protein tyrosine kinase signaling pathway; protein phosphorylation; axon guidance. The transcript has 17 exons.